UAGGAUAUGUCUGAUCAUUUUUCCGUUGAAGAAUUUUCAUCAUUGACAAAUGAUAGAGCAUGGUAUAAUAUAAUCUUUGUUAAGGUGGAGUUUAUUUGGCAUGACGUCGAUGGAAAGAGAUUAGUGGUUAUAUUUCUUGAUCAACACAGACAAAAAAUUGUUGCGUUCGUCCCACAAAAUUUGAUACACAAAUAUAAUGACGCGUCAUUGAUGGGUGGUUUUUUUUCGUUGAAUCAUUUCCAAAUUGAGAAUCUCAACUAUCUUGAGUGCCCAAAGUACCAGAAUUACGUGUUAGUUUGGUCCGAGAAGAAAAUUGUCAUCAACGAAUAUACAAAGCUUUCUUCACUUACGCUUACGAUUCCAAGGGGUGCUUCUUUAUAUCCAUUGGUCCCUUCCAUUAUAGAAUUGAAGCAUGACAGGAGACCUCAAAUGGAUAUUGUUGAUGUGGUUGGGAGAAUAAUAGAAGGCAAACGUGAUCGAUGUUGUUUUGAACUUUCUCUUCAAGAUAAGACUGGUCACACAAUACAAUUGUUUUUGUCUGCCCUGAAGCCUUCCGAUGUGAUACGUUCCAUUCGAGCCGUGCAACAAAGGUCCAUCAUAUAUGUAUCACGUCUCAAGUUGGUUCAUCUACCAGAUAGUAUGUUAUGCUUUACACAUGAACAUUCUAAUAAUUAGUUAGAUCUAAUGGCUCAUGUAGUUUAAUAAAAGUUAUAUUUUAUUUGUUAUUUCAGUUAAUAUUUUGAAGUCUACGGAGUUGAGUACGAUUACGUACGAACCGGAUAUGGUCGAGGCACGGGAUAUGUAAAUUAUGGAUCGUUAUCCAAUUUGUGUUUAAGUUAGAAACAUUUGGUGUUGUUAUUUGUUUAGUUGUUGAAUAUUAAAGUCUCUCUUGGUGUUUCGUGUUUUGCUUUUUGUUUCCCUCA
Helianthus annuus (common sunflower) is the source of this 923-nucleotide messenger RNA. RefSeq lists its product as uncharacterized. The transcript has 4 exons. Lineage: Eukaryota; Viridiplantae; Streptophyta; Magnoliopsida; Asterales; Asteraceae. Bases 7 to 675 code for a protein of 222 amino acids. The record is from RefSeq and is a predicted model, not a curated record.